Molecule: messenger RNA, 666 nt
Organism: Penicillium angulare
Lineage: Eukaryota; Fungi; Ascomycota; Eurotiomycetes; Eurotiales; Aspergillaceae
Exons: 2
Coding region: 1-666 (221 amino acids)
Source: RefSeq, a predicted model, not a curated record
AUGGACCCCGACGCUAGCAUUCCACCCGAGCCCGCCCCCUCAGUCUUCAACUAUGUCCUCUCCUUCCUCCUCGUCGGCGUAGCAUGGGGCUUCACAACCCCCUUCAUCAGACGCGCAGCAGCAGAUUUCAACGCCAGACAAGAAAAACAAGCAACCGGCACACCCACACCACGUGGCCGAUCCUUAUCAACAGUAGACGAAGAAGAGGAAUCACAGCUCCUCGUGCCAAUUGAUGCCGACGGGGAGGAAGGAGAAGGUGACGGAGAAGGAGAAAUCCGAAGACGAAGCUCGAGUCGGCAGCGGGAAUCCGAGGAUGGAAGAGUCGAUGAGGCGCCGUUACCUGCUUGGAGAACUCAACAAUCACAGUCUUGGUUGAAGACGAAAUUCAUUUCUGUUUUCUGGACUGUUGUUAAUCUUCUUCGGACGCCGGCGUAUUCUGUGCCGUUGGUUAUUAAUUUGACGGGGAGUAUUUGGUUUUUUCUUUUGGUUGGACAGCAUGAACUUUCGUUGACUGUUCCGCUUGCGAAUUCGAGUGCGUUUUUAUUUACGGUUCUUGGGGAGUGGUAUGUUGAUCGGAAGGUUAUUGCUAAGGAGACGUGGUUGGGACUUAUUUUGGUUUUGGGUGGGAUUGGAUUAUGUGUUCAUUCGAAGAAUCAGGCUAGUUAG